This is a messenger RNA of Sphaeramia orbicularis (orbiculate cardinalfish), 2803 nucleotides long. It is a transcript of the gene tafa5l, whose product is annotated as TAFA chemokine like family member 5, like. The record is from RefSeq and is a predicted model, not a curated record. The transcript is spliced from 5 exons. Lineage: Eukaryota; Metazoa; Chordata; Actinopteri; Kurtiformes; Apogonidae. Bases 1063 to 1461 code for a protein of 132 amino acids.
CAGCAGCAGGAGCAGUGUUUCCAUCCGUGGACUGAGGUGGAGGGGGUGUCCUGCUCCUCGGCGUCGGCAGCCUGCAUGCAAAUAAGGCAGUCUUCACGCGCCCAUCUGUAACCGGUACUUGACUUUGCGAGUCCGCGGGUCCGAAGAGCACGGCAUCAUUCACGGAGAAGUCUCCAGAGUAUUUACCAAGGCUCAUACAGGUGACAAGGCAACCGUUUACAACUUCGCCGCCUGUAGCUGUAGCGGUGCGCGCGGAGCGGUGCGCGUGGAGCGGGCAGUUUGUCUACAUGAGACCUGCCGCUCAUCGCUUGUUUUGACCUGACAUUUUUUUCGUGCGCUGCUGUGCAUAUGUGGCCACAUAUGACGUAUUUGCGCCCGUAGCUGUUUUCUAGACGAAGAUUUGGACGAUCGUGCGCUGCGUUUUCGGACAAGUUUCCGUGCCGAUUGGUCCAUUAGUCAUGUCCGCCUGGUUUAUUAACUUGUGCGUUUGUGUGUAGAGUCACACACACACACACACACACACACACACACACACACACACACACACACACACACACACACACACACACAGCUCAGCCGGCAGAAGUUGGUUGGGAAUAAUAAUAAUUACAGUGCGGGACGCGGGGGAGUGAAAAAGAGGGAGGCAGUGGUUGUGGUGGUCCUGAGCAUCCUCAGCAGCGCCGUGAGAGGAUCCCAACUGCAGGGGGGACCGCUGCUCACUCUUCCUCCCAUAUCUACUUUGAAAAUUCACCAAACCCAGCCGGUGUGUGUGAAGCUCAGCUGUAAACCCGGCCAGACCUGCUGACAUUAGAGCCGCAGUCUGUUUGUGUGCGUGUCUGCCUGAGUGGAUGGAUAUGCGGCUCACCGAGGGAAUUUGAAAACCAAAGAGGGGGAUUACUAUCAGUUUCCUCUCCGAUUAGAACCUCAAAAUGGAUGCCGACGACAGGCUGCGGAGACGCCAGUGGAUUAGCUUCCCCUCAGCUGAUCUGCGUGACAUCUGAGCGGCACCAGCGUUCAAAGUUUGGAUAAUCUGUCUGGAAAAGGAGAGGCUGAAGGUGUAGGAUGCAGUCUGGAGUGAAGACGCUCUCCGCAGGUGGAGGUGCGUCACUCUGCUGCCUGCUGCUCCUCUGGCUCAUAUACUCCCAUCUGCUCAGAGAGGGCCAGUUGGCGGUGGGAACCUGUGAAAUAGUGAUGCUCAACAGAGACAGCAGUGUCCCUAGACGAACCAUCGCUAGGCAGACGGCCCGCUGCGCCUGCCGGAGAGGCCAGAUCGCUGGGACCACCAGAGCAAGGCCGGCAUGUGUAGAUGCGCGGAUCGUGAGGAGCCGUCAGUGGUGUGAGAUGGCUCCCUGCCUGGAGGGGGAGGUCUGCAGCCUCCUGUUCAACCGAUCCGGCUGGACCUGCACCAGGGGCAGCGGUCGUAUCAAGACUGUUACACCUUUGCCCAAGGAGCCGUCAUAGGAAGCCGAUGAAAACAAGAAGUACGUUCAUUAACCUCCAUCCAACAAAAGGAACUGAGGCCAAUAAUCACCACACCAGAACAUUGUGUCCAUUCACCAUUGAGGAUCCCGAACAUUACACCAGGCUCCACUUUCAAAAAAAAAAAAAAAAAAAGAAAAAAUUUCCAUUAACGAAGCACUUUUUUUCACACAUUUUGAGAACUGCAAGAAGACUCAAAGUGACUCAAAUGGCACUGAAUCUCCACCUUCAUCAAGACUCAUCAAAGAGAACAAGUCUCUUCGAGGAAUGCUCAUAAAUACAGCAGUGGAACAUUUAUCUCCAUUCACUUUUAAUUCUUUGUGUUAGCUACCAUUAAUGUGUGCAGGGGAUGGCUCCUUGAAGUUUUUGUACCUCUGCAGCUUGAUUUAGACUCAUCAGAAGGUCUUUCAAAAGUCACCCCGUUCUUCUUCUUUACUAUUGCUGCCAUGAAGCCAUCCAGGAUUAUGUACUUCAGCCAAGAUUCUUUAAUGACAGCUUGCUGCUAAAAAGUUGUGACUUUACUGAGGUUGAGUCAGCCCAUAUUGUCCAUUGGAAUCUAGCCUUUAACACAUUUCUGUCAUUUUGGCUGGGAGGAACUUUUACAAAGCCACAGCCUCUAAAACCUCUGUCUACACAUGGGACAGACAACAUGAAACAGCAUGAAAGUGAAAUGGAAAGAGACAAGAGUCAGAACUGAAUUGAUUGUCCCUAUGGAUCCAAGUCACAAUGGUAAAAUGUGGACAUUUUGGAUGACUUAGCUUAUAACUUAUGUUUUGUUUUUGUUUUGUUUGUUUUUUUAUGUGGUGCCAAUAUAGACUAGAUGAGUAGUUUUUUUGUCGAUGAACCUCAAACAUCUUGUACACACCACCGAGAGCAUUUCGCAGAUGUGGACCCUUGGCUUGUUUUAAUGGUCUAUACUUUGUGUGGAUGAGUGUGUGUGUGCGCAUGUUUGCAUUUGCUCUUUGUCCAUGCGUGAAAAAGUGUGUGUGUGCACAUCCAGAGAUACACUGUGAAAUAAGUCAUAUCCAAUGCAUCGUUCAUACUCUUGUAUAUUUUUUGGGAUAUUCCCGGACCACAGCUCACCAUCUGGCAAAAUAAGGAUUUGUGGUUUUACAGAUGUUGUUUUGAAUCUUCACAGAUUCAAACCCAAUUCCUGGGUUUGCCUUUUUUUCUCUUUUCUUUCUUGUCUUUACUUUAAUACAUAGAGAUAUUUAUAUUGGGGGAAAUAUUAUGCAUAGAAACCAGGGGAAAGAUGUACAAUGUGUCACAUAAGUUAAAUUCUGUAAUUAAAAUUGUUUCAUGUGUGAUUAAAUGUAUUUGAGAA